AUAAACUUAGAGAAUUUCGUGCUGACAACGGAGUCAAAGAUUUACGGAGAGCCUAGUUCUGGCCAGUCAAGUAAGGAUGUUGACCUCAGCCAAUUCCUCCUAGAUGCAACUCCCGACAAGGAAAUCGGCGACGAAUUCCGUUCACUAAGCGAACUGGUACGGUCUCACAUUGAGAGUCAUUACCAUCUACAACCAUUGCACUCUUCGGCUUCACUAGUUCCGAGCAUUCGCGACUUGGAAUUGCCCCAGACUCCAGGGUCAACUCCCGAAAGCGUGGCCGCUAUCUGUGCCAAUCCGGUCAGUCGACAAGUCGGGCUUCAGCACGUUGUUUCCACGGCCAUUCUCAACAGUAUCGACUUCCCCUCAGGGGGCCGAUUUUCUGUGCUUCCCGAACCAGUGACAAACUUUCUCCGCUCCGUCCCAAGGGAUACCCAAUACGACAACUCUAGUGCGAAAAUGCUCGCGUUGUCACAAUGGCGUAAAUUAUCGGCGUUUCUACUGCACCCAAGUCGCAACCAACGGACUCCACUUUCAAUGCCAGACUCGGCGGCAGCUCAGCAUGCUGCUGAUCUCACCGCAGCUCUUCAGGUCUUUCUUAGGCCUUUCGUUCCUGCAGACCAGACCAGACUAGAGGAGCAAACGGAACACCUUCAGGCGGUCAUUCUGGAAUGUGCAAAGUUUGGUUGGUUGGUCAUGUCACAACCCAGCGACUGGCAUUUCAAGUAUGGCCAGGGUGGAGGAAACUCGGAGGUCCGGAUGCUCGUCGUUUUUCCUGGUCUUGAUAAGUUAAGUGGCAAGGAUGGAAAGUUGUAUCGGUCACCUCAUCAGGUCGUGGCGCCUGUGGUAACACAAGUUUAG
Colletotrichum lupini is the source of this 858-nucleotide messenger RNA. RefSeq lists its product as uncharacterized. Lineage: Eukaryota; Fungi; Ascomycota; Sordariomycetes; Glomerellales; Glomerellaceae. The annotation marks the transcript as partial. The transcript has 2 exons. The record is from RefSeq and is a predicted model, not a curated record.